This is a messenger RNA of Oryzias latipes (Japanese medaka), 1425 nucleotides long. RefSeq names its product actin related protein 2/3 complex, subunit 2 (gene arpc2). The record is from RefSeq and is a predicted model, not a curated record. Gene Ontology annotation, cellular component: Arp2/3 protein complex; actin cytoskeleton. Gene Ontology annotation, biological process: actin filament polymerization; Arp2/3 complex-mediated actin nucleation. Gene Ontology annotation, molecular function: structural constituent of cytoskeleton; actin filament binding. Lineage: Eukaryota; Metazoa; Chordata; Actinopteri; Beloniformes; Adrianichthyidae.
GUCCUGAAGACUCUGUUCGCGGAAGCAGCGGGCGGAAGUAGCUUGGACGGUGUCGUUUGUGAAAGGAAGGGAAAACUGCAGAAUUUGACUGAAAACGCGACCAAAUCGCUGCUUUUUUCUGCCCCCAUCCCUCCUCGUCACCGUGAGCGGCAAUGAUCCUGUUAGAAGUCAACAACCGCAUCAUCGAAGAGACGCUGACGCUGAAGUUUGACGGCGCAUCAAACGGAACCAAACCAGAAGCUGUCGAUGUGACUUUUGCAGACUUCGAUGGCGUCUUGUACCACAUCUCCAACCCCAAUGGGGACAAGACCAAACUGAUGGUCAGCAUCUCCCUGAAGUUCUACAAGGAGCUGCAGGAGCACGGCGCCGAUGAGCUCCUCAAGAGGAUCUAUGGGAACUUCCUGGUCUCAACAGAAGCCGGCUACAACGUGUCUCUGCUGUACGACCUGGAGGCCCUGCCCGCCAACAAAGACGACGUGAUCCACCAGGCGGGGAUGCUGAAGAGGAACUGCUUCGCCUCGGUGUUCGAGAAGUACUUCAAGUUCCAGGAAGAAGGCAGAGAGGGCGAGAGCAGGGCGGUGGUGCACUACAGGGACGACGAGUCCAUGUAUGUAGAGGCCAAGAAAGACCGGGUGACGGUGGUGUUCAGCACCGUGUUCAAAGACGACGACGAUGUCAUCAUCGGGAAGGUCUUCAUGCAGGAGUUCAAGGAGGGCCGCAGGGCCAGCCACACGGCCCCCCAGGUGCUCUUCAGCCACAGGGAGCCUCCUCUGGAGCUGAAGGACACGGACGCCGCCGUCGGGGACAACAUCGGAUACAUCACCUUCGUGCUGUUCCCGCGCCACACCAACGCCAACGCCAGAGACAACACCAUCAACCUCAUCCACACCUUCAGGGACUACCUGCACUACCACAUCAAGUGCUCCAAGGCCUACAUCCACACCCGCAUGAGGGCCAAAACCUCCGACUUCCUGAAGGUGCUGAACCGGGCUCGACCCGACGCCGAGAAGAAGGAGAUGAAGACCAUAUCCGGAAAAACCUUUUCCCGUUAAGGCCGACCCAAACGCUGAAGCUCGGCGCCGCGUUGGACUCCUCCACACGUUUCCUCCCAAAAAGCCUCCAUUCUCUCCUCUGUUUGACGCUCCGUCAUGUUAACGCCAACAUGGAAAAAGGCUCAUGAAAAAUGGAAAAAAGGGCAUUUUCUGCUUUGCUUAGCUAAAGAGAAUUAUUAGUCAUAAAUAGAUUAUAAAUAUAUAUAUAUAUAUGAACAUUUUUGAUAGGAAUUUCUCCUCCAUUUGGUACUGGCUCGCCCUUCAGCCCUGAACACACGGGUCCAUGUGUGUGAGAGGAUUUCCUCUCUGUGCUUUCAUGUCGUCUGAACUGUUGGUCCAAAAUAAAUCAGAAGAAAAUUCUGGCUCCUUUCAA